GUGACGGGGACGCGCGCAUGUUUGAGAGUGAACCGGACCAGCGCUUCACUUUAACUCCGCACGCCGGAGUGUCCCGGUUCUUCAUUCAACCCGCGACCGGCUCGAGUCCGUUUGGACAUUUUGGGAUGUUUUUUACAUUUUUUAUUACAUGCGAGUCUUUUUGGAGACGUGACGACCGGAUUCGUGCGUAAAGCUGCAAAAACAAACGUGCCAAUUGAUUUUUACGCGUUAAAACUACAAAACUUCCCAGAGUUCAGUUUAGUGGUGUUUCGCUGCGGCGGACGUGCUUCCGGUUGAGGAUGUCCGCCAGGUGAGCGGCGUUCAGGUGAGCUUCGUUCAGGUGAGCUUCGUUCAGGUGAGCGGAUGACAUGAGACCAGGAUGGCCUUUACGCACCGGCUCGCUCUGCUCCUGCUCGGCUUCACCUUCAUCCACACGGUUAAUGGAAAGUUUCCUCACUGCCAGUUUCAGUGGGAGAUGCAGAGAGCCAGCAAAGAGUGUGGGACGCUGCUGCAGCAGACGGCCGCCAGCACAGGAUGUCGCGGCGAGUGGGACAACGUCUCGUGUUGGCAGAGGGCGGCGGUCGGCCAGGUGAUGACCCUCCCAUGCCCCUCCCCCAUCCUGCGUCUGUUUGGAAAAAACGGUAACCUGAGUAGGAACUGCACGCAGGGCGGCUGGUCCGCCGUCUACCCCCCCGUGGACGUCGCCUGCUGGUCCAACGACACGGGCGAACCCAACGAGCUGGUCUUCUACCGGGUGGUGAAGAUACUGUCCACUCUGGGUCACAGUCUGUCCUUCAUCACUCUGCUCACCAGCACCAUCAUCAUCUGUCUGUUCAGGAGGCUCCACUGCAUGAGGAACUACAUCCAUCUCAACUUGUUUGUGUCCUUCAUGCUGCGAGCGGCGGCCGUGUUGACGAAGGACACACUUCUGUUAUCUGAGGACCAGAACACGGACUGCAGCACGCAGCCCUCACUGGUGGGCUGUAAGGCCAUCCUGGUGUUCUUCAACUACUUCGUCAUGGCCAACUUCUUCUGGCUGCUGGUGGAGGGUCUCUACCUUCACACGCUGCUGCUCGUCAUCCACAGCGCCGCCACCCGCCUCUCCACCUACAUGCUCAUCGGAUGGGGAAUCCCUUUUGUCUUCAUGGCGGCGUGGAUCGUAUGUCGGAUCCACCUGGAGGACACACAGUGUUGGGAGAUGAACGACAACCUGAUCCCCAACCGGCUUAUGAACUGGCCCAUCAUGGCGUCCGUCAUCAUGAACUUCCUGUUGUUCGUCAGCAUCAUCCGCAUCCUGGUGCAGAAACUACGCUGCACUGACCUCGGAGGAAACGAGCAGUCGCAAUACAGGCGUCUGGCUAAGUCCACCCUGCUGCUCAUCCCUCUCUUUGGGAUCAACUACGUGGUGUUCGUGUACGUCGAGUCGGCUGAUAAAAACAUGCAGCGCAUGAAGAUCUUCUUUGAUCUCGCCCUCGGGUCCUUCCAGGGUCUCAUCGUGGCGGUCCUCUACUGUUUCCUGAACAGCGAGGUCCAGAUCGAGCUGAGGAGGACGUGGAGGAGUUUAUCUCUGGAGCGCUACGUGGGGCGGGACUACAGGCCGCACGCCAUGUCGGUCAGCCGCAACGGCAACGAAAGCUCCGCCCAGUUCCCCAGAAGCUCCCGGGCCCAGUCCAUCCUGCAGACGGAGACCACCGUGCUCUGACCGGAGGGGCUCGGGACUGAUCCAGGAGCAGUCCGGGGACGCUUUGAUACACGCAUCGGUUGCUCCUGCAGGAGUUCCUCAGGUGGACGACUUCCUGUUGGAAGACUUAUGAAUUCACGGAGAGAGACCGCAUCCAGGGAUGCAAUAUGAAGGCCUGCUCUGAAGGAAAUGGAAAUAAAGAAGUCAAAUACUGGUUCAAUAAAUGAAACGACACACUUUCAUUUGAUUGAUUUCAUGAUUCCAUGAACAGGAAAAAAGCAAUUUCCUUUCUUUUGGGUUAUUAUCUCCUUUUUAAAGUGUGCGAAGAACUUUAAAAAGGAGCCAUAAAGAAAGAAUGUACGCGUCAUAUAUAUGUUUUAUUAAUAACAAGGAAUUACAAGAUGUGGUGGACAAUCACGUCACGUGUUUUCUCUUUGUUUUGGGUCCAAGGAAGCCGAUUAUUUCAUGUGAGAUUGACCUUGAAGUGUCAGCGUGAAGACGGUGGCGGCCUCUAGUGGUGAGGUUGCAGAUGGAAACGGUGGACAAUGUGAAUGUGCCCAUCUUCCAGUGUUUGUUUUGUCCAUUCGGGGCUUCUGUGGAAACAUUGCAAUGCAACAUGGCGCACUUUGUUUUAUUAUCUUUAUUUUCUCCCAAGAGUGUUCGGCUAAGUCCCGCCCUACUGUGCUGUGAUUGGAGGAACAUAACGGACAUAAACAGCUCGUUCUUGGCUAUGAUUCUUAUUCUUUGGUGUUUAUACAUUUAAGAAAACAAGCUUAUUAAUAAUAUAUUCCAUUUCUGUUAAUAGUGUCAAAUAAAAGCUCCACACGGUCCCUUUUUAAAUAUUACCUGCUGACUUGGAAUUCAAUAUUCUUUGGUAGUUUUUGAGGUCAUUUCAAGUUUCGUGACCCCCUGAAAAUGAAACAGUUAACUACCAGUUAUAAUAACACCUGUUUGAGUAUGUGUUGUUGUUCUUUACGGCCUAAACAGGUUAAAUGGUCCCAGAAAUCCAUUUUUCUGGUCAAUCAUCUCACGAGCUUCAGAUUUACCUUGCGGGCUCGUGACUGCAGAGGUGAUUAGAGCCGGGACCGGAUUUGAGACCCCAAAACUAUUCAAUGAGGAGUCAUGGUCUUCAAAUGAAACGCAGUAAAAGAAUUAAUAAAACCGUUCUACUUGCAGCCAAAACAACGAUCGCCUCGUACUGAGAACGAUUGUUUGGUAUUUGCUACGUUUGUAUUUUGUAUUUUGUACACAUUUGAGUGUUUUAAUGAGAGAUCUCUAAUCUUUUGAACACGACUGUUGAUGUGUGCCUGUGUUUUAUGUAUAAACGCUUUUAUCUUG
Cyclopterus lumpus (lumpfish) is the source of this 3019-nucleotide messenger RNA. RefSeq names its product vasoactive intestinal polypeptide receptor 2-like. The record is from RefSeq and is a predicted model, not a curated record. Gene Ontology annotation, biological process: adenylate cyclase-modulating G protein-coupled receptor signaling pathway; cell surface receptor signaling pathway. NCBI's taxonomy places the organism in Eukaryota, Metazoa, Chordata, Actinopteri, Perciformes, Cyclopteridae. Bases 380 to 1702 code for a protein of 440 amino acids. Gene Ontology annotation, cellular component: plasma membrane. Gene Ontology annotation, molecular function: peptide hormone binding; G protein-coupled peptide receptor activity; vasoactive intestinal polypeptide receptor activity. The transcript is spliced from 13 exons.